Durusdinium trenchii is the source of this 501-nucleotide messenger RNA. The record is from the annotation of a GenBank genome assembly. Lineage: Eukaryota; Dinophyceae; Suessiales; Symbiodiniaceae.
AUGAGCUCCAGCCUUCCAGUCGCCUUGCAUGACUUGGAGGCCGCCAUCGCCGCCGAGUCGGACAGCUCCCUGUUGCGCGCCUUGCGCCAGCGGCUGGUGGACAGGCUGACGGCUCGGAUCAAUUCACUGGAAGCCUUUGAGGUGUCAUUGUUGCGACCCAGUGGAGAUGCGAAGACGGUCACCGGCUGCUUGCCGGACGACACCUUAGAGACUUUGCGUGAGCGAGCCUCCAGGGAGUUUGGGAUCCCACGAGAUGCCAUCCUUCUCUGCAGAGGUUCCCGGCAAUUUGCCAACCGAGAUUUGCAAAUGUCACUGGCUGACCUUGGCGUUGGUCGUGGCGCUGAGUUCACCUGUCUUCGGGACGCCUUGUGCCGCAGGUACUGGCGUUUUCGAAUUGCUGAAGAAGCCUGCGAAUGGGAAGCGCUGAUUUACAACAUUGAACUCUACGACAAAUUCAACAAUGUCAUCGAGUUUGACGGCAACUUGGGCAAAUCUUGCUAG